AUGGCCGGUAGAAGUACAAAUAGCAGCAAUAAAGGCAUGGUUACAGAGCUCAUUGCUAUAAAGAAAACCAUACUUUCUAAAAUGGCUAGUAAACUCAAAGAGGUGUUUGGUGAAAUUCCUGCAGAUGUUAGAAAAUUGCCUCUGCUCUUGUUAAUACAGGCAUUGCAAAAGAAUUACGUAGGAGACUCAAUAAUUGUCAAGAAAAACAUAAAAGACAAAUCACACACCACAUCCAGAAAUACAAAGAAACGACCUUCAGUAAUGUUACAGGUCGAGGAUCAAUCAUUUAUAUUUGAUGGAUGUGCUUUGAGAAUGGUUGGUAUGGGAAAUGGAGAAGAAGAAUACAAAGGCAUGGUAGAUGAAAUCAACAACAUACUCAAGAAGCAUAUGAACAAGAAAUCAACAUAA
Molecule: messenger RNA, 408 nt
Organism: Ordospora colligata OC4
Lineage: Eukaryota; Fungi; Microsporidia; Ordosporidae
Exons: 1
Coding region: 1-408 (135 amino acids)
Source: RefSeq, a predicted model, not a curated record